This is a messenger RNA of Centropristis striata (black sea bass), 5539 nucleotides long. RefSeq names its product solute carrier family 2 member 8 (gene slc2a8). The transcript is spliced from 10 exons. Gene Ontology annotation, molecular function: transmembrane transporter activity. The coding region runs from base 231 to 1739 and encodes 502 amino acids. Gene Ontology annotation, cellular component: membrane. The record is from RefSeq and is a predicted model, not a curated record. Gene Ontology annotation, biological process: transmembrane transport. NCBI's taxonomy places the organism in Eukaryota, Metazoa, Chordata, Actinopteri, Perciformes, Serranidae.
AAGUGGCGAUCAGCUGACUGAAAUGUUGACAAGGCACGUUGCUGAAGCGACAACACCUCGGCAAUGAGUUGCUGGUCAGAUUCUUCCAGGCGGUGGUAGAUGUUUCCUUCAGGGAGAGUGUGUAGCGGUACAGUCUGAUUCUGGCUCGUUGUGGCUGCAUAAUAUCAGCCAGUGUUGAUGUUUGACUGUGAUCCAUGUAAAGGGGGACACCAGAAACCAUUCCUGCCAGUAUGGACAUCCAGAACGAGAGGAGGAGGCUGCUGGACGCGGAGGACGGGGACGAUGACCCGACUGGACUCAUGUCUGAGCAGGAGGCUUACCUCAGUAAAGUGAGGAACACUAAGCUGUACCUGGCCACGUUUGCGUCCGUCCUGGGUCCGAUGAGCUUCGGCUUCGUGUUGGGCUACAGCUCGCCCGUCAUCCCGGAGCUCACGGGGCCCGGCGCCGAGCCGCGGCUGAGGCUGGACGCCAACCAGGCGUCCUGGUUCGGGUCCAUAGUGACGGUGGGCGCGGCGGCCGGCGGGCUGCUGGGCGGCUGGAUGGUGGAGAAGGUCGGCAGGAAGCUCAGCCUGAUGUUCUGCUCGCUGCCCUUCGUCUUCGGCUUCACCAUCAUCAUCGCGGCGCAGAACGUGUGGAUGCUGUACGCCGGCCGGCUGCUCACCGGCCUCGCCAGCGGCGUCACCUCGCUGGUCGUCCCGCUGUAUAUCUCUGAGAUGGCUCAUGAACGGGUGCGCGGGACGCUCGGCUCCUGCGUGCAGCUCAUGGUGGUGCUCGGCAUCAUGGGAGUUUACCUGGCAGGUCUGUACCUGGACUGGCGCUGGCUGGCGAUCUGCAGCUCCAUCCCUCCGACGCUGCUGAUGGUCUGCAUGUGCUUCAUGCCGGAGACGCCGCGCUACCUGCUGUCGAAGGGCAGGAGGCGCGAGGCCGAGGAGGCGCUGCGCUUCCUGCGGGGGCCGGACGCCCCCGUGGAGUGGGAGUGCGCCCGCAUCGAGGACGCCUGUGAGGAGCAGGGCUCCAGUCUCCAGAUGUCGGACCUGAAGGACCCCGGGGUCUACAAGCCUCUGGUGAUCGGCGUGAUGCUGAUGGUGUUCCAGCAGAUGACGGGGAUCAACGCCAUCAUGUUCUACGCCGAGAGCAUCUUCCAACAGGCUCAUUUUAAGGAGAGCGACCUGGCCUCGGUGAUCGUGGGUCUGAUUCAGGUCGUCUUCACUGGAGUGGCGGCGAUGAUCAUGGACCGAGCUGGAAGAAAAGUCCUGCUCAUCAUCUCAGGUGUUGCCAUGGCGAUCAGCACCACAACGUUCGGGGUUUACUUCAACCUGAUGGCGCAGCCUCACGGCGCUGCCUCACUCAGCAGCCUGGCGCUGGACGUGCAGAGCGCCGUCGGCGAGGAGCCCCACGCCGACCUGGCCUGGCUCGCCCUCGCCAGCAUGGCCGUCUUCAUCACAGGCUUCGCUCUGGGCUGGGGUCCCAUCCCGUGGCUGGUCAUGUCGGAGAUCUUCCCCUCCAAGGUGAGAGGAGUGGCCAGCGCCGUGUGCGUCCUCACCAACUGGAGCAUGGCCUUCCUCGUCACCAAAACCUUCCAAGACAUGAUGAGUCUCCUCACCAGCGCUGGAACCUUCUGGCUCUUCGCCUCCAUGUGCAUCGCCAACCUCGUCUUCACCAUCGCCUUCGUCCCAGAGACGAAGGGCAAGACGCUGGAGCAGAUCGAAGCCAUUUUCAGAGGGACGUCAGGUCCUUGAACCGGACGGAGCGUGGGACACCGUGUGGGCAUUUAAAAUAUCUUUAUCAAGCUUAUAACGCUAUAAACUGAUUGACACUUUCUUAUGAUUAGAUUUUAUGACAGAAACGUUAAAACCUACAGCGGAAUAAUCGAGCAAUAAAUCCUCUCUUCUUCAUGUUAGAACUAGUUUUAUAGGGUGAUGGUUUGGGGAGAUGCAGUUUGUGGUGCUGUUGAACUGGUUUACUUUUUAAUAUUUUUUCCAUUCCACACAUAUCUGAGAGCCCUGAGAGCUCACAGCGCUGCAACUUAAGAAAACACAUGAAAAUACACAAAACACGAGCAAAGUGAGAAAACAUCUUAUAAUCUGACAACACGGCAUUGAGAGAACGCUGCAAAGACCACAACGCAAUAGAAGUGUUUCCAGAGGACACUUUAAAGUGAUGCACCCGUCUGGACACGUGUGCAUCACGUUAUUUCAAGAUAAUGAUAAUUUCACGCUAUAAUUUCAAUCAUAGCGUGCUAACAUUAACGGCUAAUCGAUAGCCUGCUAACGUUAGCCGGCUAUCGAUAGCAUGUUACUGUUAGCCGGCUAUCGAUAGCAUGUUACUGUUAGCCGGCUAUCGAUAGCAUGUUACUGUUAGCAGGCUAUCGAUAGCAUGUUACUGUUAGCCGGCUAUUGAUAGCAUGUUACUGUUAGCAGGCUAUCGAUAGCAUGUUACUGUUAGCCGGCUAUUGAUAGCAUGUUACUGUUAGCAGGCUAUCGAUAGCAUGUUACUGUUAGCCGGUGAUCGAUUGCCUGUUAACGUUAGCUGGUGAUCGAUCGCAUGUUAACGUUAGCGGCCGAUCAAUAGCAUGUUAACGUUUGCGGCCGAUCGAUAGCAUGUUAACGUUAGCGGCCGAUCGAUAGCAUGUUAACGUUAGCGGCCGAUCAAUAGCAUGUUAAUGUUAGCGGCUGAACAUGAUGUGCUAGUGUUAGCCGGCGAUCGAUAGUGUGCUAGCGGUAGCGGGCUAGCACGACCAAGACCAACUCGAUUCGGUUGAGAGAGACCAACUGCAACUUGUAUCAUUUAUUUGAUUUGUUUAACUGCAAUGUGAUUGAUACGGGCUAGCGGGCUAACGCAAUAUAUCACAUUUUAACAUUUAAAUAUCAUUAUCAUGAAGUAACGUGAUAGUUUCACAUUGUAACGUUAUAACGUGAAAUCGUGUGCAUCACUUUUAAGUGUCCUCUGGAAACACUUCUGUUGUGUUGUGGUCUUUGCAGCGUUUUCUAAAUGCUGCGCUUGUGUUGUCAGAUUGAUGAAGAUGUUUUCUCAGUUUGCUUGUGUUUUGUGUAUUUACAUGUGUUUUCUUAAGUUGCAGCGCUGUGAGCUCUCAGGGCCACCGUACAUAUCAGCCAGGUCAGACUAGACUGGCAGCUUGGUGUGAAUCAUCUGUUUCUGACUGAUGUCUGACAUGAACCUGGUGAUCAGGCCUUUAAGGACAGUUUCGUGCAGGUCAAACAUUUAAUUUAUAUCGUCUCUCAGUGAGCAGAUUCAUCAGCAUCUUGCUCAAUAAAACUUUCACUGGAUGGGACACACGCACAUACAUUUUUCAUCACUUGUAACUGCUCUCUGCCUCGUCUCAAGGUCAUAAUAAUGUUACUGCAUUAAAAAAACGUUUGCAUCCAGUUCCGAUCAUCCAUGUAGAACAAUCUAAAUGUUACAUUUGCACUAAGGUUUCCAAAAUAAGAGCAUGAGGAGCAGACACUUCUGUCUGGAGAGAAGAAAAAUAGUUGCGCACUUCUUGUUCAUUUUAAUGCCUGGUACAACUAAAGGUACAUUUGUUUGGACAAAUAUAAUGAUAAGAAAGAAAAAACGUGUGAUCUAAUCAUUUUUUUUUCUGUCCUGUGAGAACCAAAAAAGAUCUUUGAAAAUAAAUAAACAUAAGUGCCUAAACUUCUUUAAAAAAAAAAAGAUCUAAAAAUCGUACAUACAUUUUUUUCUGUCCUGCUAGAACCACAGCUGUUUUUGUGACACAAAAAGGGUUUUCUAUUUGUCCUAAAAAAUCUUUCAAAAAACAUAAAACUAAAUUAAAGACAAAAAAAACUUAAUGAAUAAAAGCACAAAGGUCUAAAAACGUGUUAAAAUAAAGGAUUUAUUUAAAAUAAUGACCCUGAAAAGUCUUGAAUUAAAGACCUGAGACUUAUAACUCAUAACCAGUUAAGAUCUCUUUGAAGUUGCUUUAAUAAACCAUAGUUGCAGUUUUGUAACCAAAAUCAUUAUAAAGAAAUCCAUGUUAAAUGUCUAGAUAUCAGCUCUUAAAGAAAACUCUUAUCAGCUAUUUUUGUUGUUAUCAUCAUUUUCGUCCAAACAAAUGUCCCUUUAGUUGAAACAGACAUUAAAAUGAACAAGAAACUGAAGAAAAAGGGUGGUCUAAUAUUUUUUUCCAUGACUGUAUGUUAAAAUAAUUUACCAGCGUUUCAACACAACAGGUAUUGGAGGGUACUGAAAUUAUUAACAUCCUGAAAAAGUGCAAUGUGGCUACAAGUGUGCAACUAUUCUUUCAUCACAUUCACCUUUGCACUGAGAACAAAAUAGGUAGAACAGCAGCAGAGAGAAAAAGAGAAAUGAGCUGCAGGUCCUGACUGACGGAGAAAAACCUGUAUUUGGGGUUUAAUGUCCCCGUGUGUCUUUAGUUACUCUCUGUAACUGUGUGUGUCUGCUAGUGCUGAUCCUUGGUAAUUGGACUGUUUUUGCACGGUCAUUUGCAUAGAAAGGUGUGCCAAAUAUAUGCAUACUACGUCUUUUAAAUAUAUGCAAAUAUCAGCGGAGCACAAAGACACUAUUUCCUGGCAGCACGGUGAACCGUGCAUCUGAUCCUUUGCAGGUGCUUUGAGAAUCACACAGUUACCUUUUGUCUUAUUUGUGCAGAAGCUGUGCAAGUUUUUUGUGAAUUCUCCUCACUGUGCUCCUGUAAGAAAACCCUCCACUGCCCCCUGCAGGUCUCACUGCUGUCAAUAGACACAUUUACUUCUUCAUUGUAUGUUUAAAAUGUCCUUCACUGCCUCAGAAAAUCAUGUAUAUAGUCAAACUUGUAUAUUCUUGAAGGUUUGGGAUUCUUUACUGUGAAAUAUCAGAGUGAAACUGGUGUUAAAGAGAAAAGAGGCUGUGCAAAGCUUGAACAAAUGUCAGGUACAAUGGAUUUCCAGAACAAAGAAAUAAAAGAAAAAUCAAAAUGUUGACACUGCUGCAGCAUAAAUCCACUUUUUCACUGUUCAUCCAUAUUUCACAUUUCACCAGCUAUGGUUUAAACACAGCAUCUGUUCUAAUCUGCAAGUUGAAAUUGUCUGAAAAAGAUGUUAGCUUUUUUACACUGAAAAUAUGUUGGGUCAGGAAAAAAUAAUACUCUAAAAAACAUUUCCUAUUCUACUUGUGUUGGGAACUCAGAGACUCUUUGAAAAAAUAAGUUAUUCAAAGAGUUUUGCAGGUACUUUUGAGGAGCGAAUGCACCACGAAGUGAAUGCUGUCUGCUGUUUACACUGUUUAAAAACACAGUUUACAUUAUCAGAGAAAUUAAGUGAAAUUAAACAGAUUCUGUGAAGUGUCUUUUAUAAAACAUCGGACAACAACAUAAUGAAAACUGUCAACUGUAAACUCUCAUUAAAUAAAGAACACAGGUAUGUCUUUGUAGCUUUUUUUGUAAUAAUUUCUUGUAAGUUUCUUGUAAAGGAAAUGUUUUGAAACUUAUUAUUUCACUUGUUGGGAUUGUGAUGAUGUUUGAUUUCAUGCUCCAUGAGAAAUAACUUAUCUGGAGAAAUAAAAAACUGAUUUUUUAAAAAAC